UAUUUAACAGGGACAGUUGUGGUUGACAUGACUGAGCAGGCAUGAGGAAGAAGUACUGAAAUGCAGCAUUUUGUGAGACAUUUCCUGCUCUUCCACCGAAUCACCAGCCUGAGAAUCAUUUAGGACAGAAGAAUGGAUUGACUAAAUCUAUGGAUUAAACAUGGACAUCUUUUCUCUGCUAGUACUCCUGCUUUCUCUUAGGAUUGAAGCAGCUGGAGCUCAGGUGACGUUGUCGCCCAUGAACCUGGUUGUUGUGAGAGGAGAGGAGGCCCGUUUCACCUGCAGCACCACCAGCAGUAAGUGGACUGUUAUGACGUGGCUGAUGAACAAUAGACCAGUACUAACUAUCUCCAAGGAUACUGGUCUCCUGCGCCCUGUCUACCAAAAUGUAACGGCCAUCCAAAAGCCCAGCUCAAAUGGAGACAGCUGGGUGUUUAUCCUGAACAGCACAGAGAGGCACAACCAGGGGGGAGUGACUUGUGAUCUCCAGCAUAUUGAUAGCAGAACAGCAAAACUGUCAGUACAAGAAGCCGGCAGUGUGAGUGUCUCCGGAGGUAACAGAUUGGCCUUUAAGGGACACUCGGUCGUAUUUCACUGUGAAGCAGCAGGAUGGCACCCUCCGCCCCGUCUGCAAUGGCAGGUGGAUGACAAAAAGGUGAGCCAGGACAAAUACAACAUCAGCACAGAGAAGACGGAGGGGGGCCUGUUCACGGUGACCAGUAACCUGAGUAUUACAGCUGCAAGGAGAUCUCAUGUGGACUGUCUGGCCUCUGUGUCUGCCCUCUGUGGGCCGCGGAGGAGCGGCGUUGAUCUAACAGUUGUUGCAGAGGUAUUGCAAGAAGGUGACGACUGCACAGUCCCCCUGGCUGUAACCGCCGCCCUCUGUGCCCUUCUGCUGCUCGUGCUGCUCUGCAUCUGCACUGUCCUCUGUUACAGACAAAGGAAGCAAACAAAGGCAAACCCGCAGGAGCCGACAAGGUUCGACCAAUCAGUGUUUGGGAUAAGCUCUGUUGCUGGGGCGACAGGGGGACUGUUUAACCUGGGAUACUCCAGCGAGGGCCCAACAGAUGCGGACUGCAGUGCACUUAACAUGGGGACUUGUAGCCGGAUGGACUUUGUUAGCUUUCACAAGAUUCCUGAUGUCGUCCACUCCAGCAGUCCGUCUCUACACACUGAGAGCCAAACCACAGAGUUUCAAGAGGAUGAAAGCUACGACAAUGUCCGAAGAAUUACCACAGUUUGAAUAUACGUAUUUGUUUUGAUAUGAUCUGCAUACAAUGUCUUUAUAUUUUUGUAAAACACCAAGACUGUUUUGUACCGAGGUUGUCACAUCUUAAUAAAUAAUCUUUUUGGACACUGUAAUUCAUUGCUUAGAUUAAAGUUGUCCAUUCAGGCCAUGAUAACUUUAUUUGGGGACAGAAGAUUAAAUCAUGUUCAUGUGCUAAAUUUGAUAUAAAGUAAUA
Cololabis saira (Pacific saury) is the source of this 1463-nucleotide messenger RNA. It is a transcript of the gene igsf5b, whose product is annotated as immunoglobulin superfamily, member 5b. NCBI's taxonomy places the organism in Eukaryota, Metazoa, Chordata, Actinopteri, Beloniformes, Belonidae. The transcript is spliced from 10 exons. Bases 161 to 1243 code for a protein of 360 amino acids. Gene Ontology annotation, biological process: cell-cell adhesion. The record is from RefSeq and is a predicted model, not a curated record.